CAACUUGAGCAGCACAUUCCAGUGUGUACUGUACUGGAGUAGAGAUAUUUCCCCGACUGUUUCUCAUUGUUUCUUCCUCCAUCCCUCGCUCAUCAUGGCAGCUCCAAUCCGGGAGGGAUACCUCCACAAGGCUCACCCCAAGGAGUCAUUCCUUUCUAUGACGGUCUGGCAGAAAAGAUAUUUUGUGCUCUGGUCUCAAGGCACCCUGGAAUACUACACCAGCUACCAGAAGAAAGGCGAGGAGUACCGUGGGACGCUCAACUUGUACCAGUGUCAAGACAUGGAAGCACCAUAUGCUGUAGGAAAGAGACAAAACGUUAUCAAACUAACAGUCUUGAAAGAAGGAAAGGAGAAGGAUUACUGGCUGGACUGUGAAUGCCCGCCAGUUCUUAACGACUGGAUACACUCGCUGGCUGAGGUUUCUGGACUCAGCCCUGAUGAAAAUAAUAGAAUUAAGAAGUCUCUACCAAAUGUGACUAAUCGUCCUCGACCGCUUCCUUCUACUCCAGCCCCAGCCCAAGCUCAUUCUUCUGUACCAAAUGAUGUUGAGCAAGACUCUGAUGAUGAGGUUAUGGAAGGUGAUACUUAUGAAGUCAUUGAAGACCCAGUAACUCCAGCUGACUACUGCUCGGAUUCAUUCAUAAAAUUCACAAGACCCUCGGAUCCUAGAGGUCUCCUUAAAGACCCUAAAUUUACCGGCUCACCCAUCAACAUUCCUUCGAUGCUUAAACGAAGCGCCAUCACAGAAAACCAGGCCCACGUGAGUCCUCCUCUGUCUCCUGGGUCAAGGAAACCAAUGCCGCCUCCUCCUCCUUUAAAGCCAGUGAAGCAAACUGAGGGAUUUAAUAUUGGAGAGUUGCAGAAGACGUUGGAGAAACGAGGGUCCAGUAUGUCACCAGGCACAGUAAGUAAUGGAAGUAACGAAUGGAAUGGACCUACAGAGGAAUAUGAGGAAGUACAGUUCUCUGCUGAUGUUGUGGUAGGUACUCCUCGUUCUCAACGUGAUCGCUGGAAUACUUAUGAUAAUCAAGCUGAAAUUCCAACUGCUUUUACAUUUCCAAAUGAAGAACUCUCAGCUAGUUAUUCUCCACGUGUAGCACCUUCAGUGCCUCCAAGAGACACAAAGGGAUCCACUGGCUCAUUCACAUUCUCUAACACUCACUCAAAGCCAAUGGACAGGCCGUUAUCCCCAGCCCUGCCUGGAGCCCGCUUAAAGAAAGCUCCUUUAUCAACUCCUUCAGUUCUCAAUAAGUUUAAGGACUCUAGCCCACCUCUUCCUCCUCCAAGAGAAGAAUCAACUCGGAGCCAGUCCAACGCCAGCAGUGAGACUUCCCCUCCUCCUCCGCCCAUCCCUAGGAGAAUACCAGGACAGAGUGACCGUUCAUCCGUGAGAAGCGAGUCUUUGCUCUCCUCUGUCUCCUCCAACAGGAACUCUAAUUCUCACACUAUGCCUCUUCCUAUGCAUAACACUCAGUCAAACUCGUCUAAACGGAUCCUUCCAUACAGGACAACCGAGAUAAUAGACCUAGCCUCCUCUUCGUCCACUUCCUCUAUCGCUUCCUCUUAUUCCGCUCUUGAGAGCGAUUCUUCAGGGGAUGCUGUCGUUUCAAGGGUACAGCAUCAAAGAGCUAAUCUGGAUCCUCUCCCUCUUCCCCACGAGAUUCAGAGAGUCCCUUCUCCAAAGUUAGUUCCGCCGGUGAAACCGAAACCAAAGCCAGCCCCGCCUGUGAAGCCGACUAAACCACACGCUGGUAGCCUUAGCAACGAUAGAGGUGUGACUGAUAGGGGUGUGGUCAGUAAUGCUGGGAGUGGUUCUCCUUCUAAUCGACCCCCAGCACUUCUUCCUAAACCAACGAAACCAAAACCCUCUGGGGUAGGUGGAGCUAGGAAUAAGCCGGGCGGAGACCCACUCGUUAUAUCGACAGUUUCCAGCCCAUUUGCUAAGACAUUAGAAGCUAAGUUAAGUGGUAAUGUGGUAGGCGGGGCCAGUAACAAUAUGGGUGGAGCUAGUAGCAGUGUGGGUGGGUGGGACUCAAGAGGUAAAAGACCUCCAAUGCCUCCUCCUAAACCAAGAACAUGAUAUUAUAGUUCAAUUAUUUCUAGUAUUUUUUUUGUUAUAUUUAGUAGCUUCUAAUACAUGAUGCACAUAAUCAAAACAUUAUUUUGUAUUGUUAUUAUUUUUAUUAUUAAUAUUGUGUAAUAAUAAUUAUUACUAUUAAUAACAUUUUGUUGUUUUUGAUGGCUUAAUUUCAAUGAAAUUA
Molecule: messenger RNA, 2261 nt
Organism: Amphimedon queenslandica
Lineage: Eukaryota; Metazoa; Porifera; Demospongiae; Haplosclerida; Niphatidae
Product: formin-like protein 7
Exons: 8
Coding region: 95-2080 (661 amino acids)
Source: RefSeq, a predicted model, not a curated record